AUGGUACCAAUCGCACCGUCAUUCGGCGCUUCAACUGCCCUCACGACCACAACCACUUCGGCUGGCCCUUCGACCGUCAUCAGUGCCUGGUCAGGUCGCUCAGUCACUGGAGCUGCUGGGGAUCACUUGCCAAAGAUAGCUGCUAAGCCCAGUCUGCCCUGUGCUACGCUUAUUUCAACUACACCGACCUCCUCUCCCACCAGCCCGGCAGCCCCAUCCUCUUCUGCUAGCGCUGUGGUAUCUGGCGCUCUAGUAAACGGCACCUCCAGCCUGAGUUCCACUAGCUCGACUCUGCCGGCAAAUAAUCCGACUGGGCCUACGGUUACAGCUACCCCACGGAUGUCGACCUCGGUCCAAUCAGUUAGUUCAUACAGAGCUUAA
Protopolystoma xenopodis is the source of this 381-nucleotide messenger RNA. Lineage: Eukaryota; Metazoa; Platyhelminthes; Monogenea; Polystomatidea; Polystomatidae. The record is from the annotation of a GenBank genome assembly.